AUGGGCCAGCAACCAUCUGCGCCCAAGAUUACCGCCCAGGACAAGGCCAUCUUUCAGCUCAAGCAGCAGCGCGACAAGCUCAAGCAGUACCAGAAACGGCUCAGUCUGGUCAUAGACAGACAAUCGCAGCUCGCCAGAGACGCCAUCAGAAACAAGCAGCCAGAACGAGCCAAGUUCUAUCUCAAGGCCAAGAAGCAGCAGCAGGCCACCAUCAGCAAGACAUAUGGCCAGCUCGACAACUUGGAGGGCUUGAUCGGCACCAUCGAGUUCAAGUUGAUCGAAAAAGACGUGAUCUAUGGCUUACAGCAAGGUAACGAGGUGUUGAAGUUAUUGAACUCCAAGAUGAGUGUGGACAAGAUCGACAAGGUGCUUGACGACUUGGAGGACGAGCGCUUACGCGUCGACGAGGUCAGCGAUGCCCUUGGCAUGGGCUCUGGCUUGACCACGGGCGAGGAGAACGAGGUGGACGAGGAGUUCGAGAGAUUACAGCGAGAACUCGAUCCUCAGGCAGCUUCCAAGGAGCACUCACAAGACAAGACCAAGGAUCCAGUGUUACCAGAGGUGCCCAAAGACCAAAUCUUGCCGGAAGUGCCAAAGAAAACACCCCAGCAACUCGAGCCCGAGAGGAAGGCGUACGAGCCAUUGGCAGAAUAG
Messenger RNA from Suhomyces tanzawaensis NRRL Y-17324, 654 nucleotides. RefSeq names its product ESCRT-III subunit protein (gene VPS20). Gene Ontology annotation, cellular component: ESCRT III complex; multivesicular body. The record is from RefSeq and is a predicted model, not a curated record. Lineage: Eukaryota; Fungi; Ascomycota; Pichiomycetes; Serinales; Debaryomycetaceae. The transcript has a single exon. Gene Ontology annotation, biological process: vesicle budding from membrane; late endosome to vacuole transport via multivesicular body sorting pathway. Bases 1 to 654 code for a protein of 217 amino acids.